This is a messenger RNA of Exophiala aquamarina CBS 119918, 2274 nucleotides long. RefSeq lists its product as uncharacterized. The transcript has a single exon. The coding region runs from base 1 to 2274 and encodes 757 amino acids. The record is from RefSeq and is a predicted model, not a curated record. Gene Ontology annotation, molecular function: long-chain-alcohol oxidase activity; flavin adenine dinucleotide binding. NCBI's taxonomy places the organism in Eukaryota, Fungi, Ascomycota, Eurotiomycetes, Chaetothyriales, Herpotrichiellaceae.
AUGUCUCAACACGACGUGAUAGCCAGUCUGGCAUCGCUCCCCUCGCCCAUUCCCGAACCACCGCCAGGUCAAGUCUUCACGUCAGAGCAAUGGGAUGUACUAUUUUCCAUCAUGGAGGUAUUCUUUCCCGAGCUCUCGACGGCGGCUCAAGAUGCAGACUCAUCCAUCUCCACCGCUCAACUGGAUGAGGCAAUGGCCGAGCUCAGGCGCUACCUUCCAGAAGGAGCAUCUGACGAGGUCGCAAAGAGAUAUCUCUCUGAACGGACUGUCUCUGACCCUGCAUUCAUUGCAGCUCUCAAGCGCAAGCUCAGUCUCUAUGUGCCCAAAUCAGAUACACAGGGACUAGGCUUCGUCUUCAGCGCCCUCAACACCCACGCAGGAUCUUAUCUGCUGACUGGAUACACCACCCCUAUACAUUUACAGCCACUGGCUAAACGCACGGAAAUCGUCUGCGGUUGGGCGACCGCUCGUCUCCCAGUUUUCCGCAAAAUCCAUCGUUCCAUGGGCAGCCUUGCCAAGAUCACAUGGGUCAACACGUCCACCGCUCUCCUUCGAAUGGUCGAUUAUCCCGAUGUUCCCAAACAUAUCGAGCGGAAUCCAAGCUAUGACUACAAAUUUCAUGACUUCACCUCUUCAUCUGCGCCGACCACGGUCUCAGCGGACGUAAUCAUCAUCGGCUCUGGCUGUGGCGCCGGCGUCGCAGCGUCACACCUCUCCCGAGCUGGUCUCAACGUCCUGGUGCUGGAACGCGCGUAUCAUUUCCCGUCCACACACUUUCCCAUGCGAUCGCAGGAUGCAGGAGAGCAUCUGUUCCUCAAUGGUGGUGUGAUCGCUUCCGACGAUGGUUCAACGGGUAUCAUCGCAGGCAGCACGUUCGGUGGCGGAGGCACAGUCAACUGGUCCGCAUCCCUACAGCCCCAGCAUAGCGUCAGGAAAGAAUGGGCCGACAUGGGUCUUCCUCAUUUCCUCGGCACCGAGUUCCAAGACUGUCUUGACACGGUAUGCAGCCGGAUGGGCGCCGCGCGAGCCAACGACCGUGCAGCACUGAGCAAAGUCGAACUUAACUUCGCCAACGCCACCUUAUUAGAAGGUGCCCGCCGCUUGGGCAUGCACGGCCACAUCGUGCCGCAGAACACGGCCUCGAAGCGGCACUUCUGCGGCUCUUGUAUCUACGGGUGUGCAAGUACCGACAAACAAGGUCCCGCGAACUGCUGGUUCCCAGAUGCUGCCGCACACGGAACCGGGUUCGUUGAAGGCUGUCUCGUGGAUGAGAUCACUUUCGCGAGCGACCGGACCACCGCUACAGGCGUCAAGGCGAUAUGGACAUCUCGCGAUCGCAAGACCACACGAACGCUGAACAUCACGGCGAAGCGAGUCAUCGUCGCCGCCGGCGCUUUGCAUUCCCCAUUGGUGCUGCUGCGCAGUGGGCUGACAAAUCCACAAAUCGGGGCCAAUCUUUACCUCCACCCGACCACCACGACCUGGGGCGUGUGGAAGCAAAGAACCGACCCAUGGGACGGACCGAUUCUGACCACGGCUGUGGACGCCCUCGAAGACCAAGACGGGCGACACCCCGGCGGUGUCAAGCUCGAAGUCACCUGCUCACACCCUGGAAUCGGCCUACUCACAUACCCAUGGCGCGCGGCCGAGACACUCAACGCCGACAAGGGCGGCAAAGGCAACCUGCAUUCCGCGCUACGCUUCAAAAUCAACGCAGCCAAGCAUGGACACGGGACAGGAUUCCUCGCCCUGACGCGCGACCAGGACCCCGGCCGGGUAUACAUCGACCCGAAAGACCCGAUGCGACAAACCCUGCGCGUGGCAUACACGACCUCAGCACGCGACCGGGCCAAAAUCCUCGAAGGCACGCUGGCCAACGCACGCAUCAUGUUCAUCAUGGGCGCACUGGAGAUCGACACGGGGAACACUUCGACGCGCCGCUGGGUGCGGCCCAGCGCGCGCGACGCGGCCAAGACGGCGCAGGACGACGAGGCUGAGUUCGAGGCAUGGUUGGCCGAGAUCAAGACCGCUGGCGUGACGAGUCCGGAUCCGAUGACAAUGGGCUCCGCGCAUCAGAUGGGCACGUGUCGGAUGAGCAGUGGGCCGAAGACGGGCGUGGUUGACUCACUGGGGAGAGUGUGGGGCUCGAAGGCGUUGUAUGUGGCCGAUGCGAGUUGCUUCCCGACCGCGAGUGGUGUCAAUCCCAUGGUUACGACUAUGGCGAUCGCUGAGUGGGUGAGUAGAGGGAUUGUGCGCGAGUUGGGUCCGACUUGA